GGUGAUUUGUAUUGGUCGGUCGGGUCUGGCUUCUGAGGUGGUCGGCGGCCCCUCACUCGUGCAGCGAUCAAGUCAAGUGGCGCUUCCAACAACGUACGGUGUAACCGUGAUUGCUCUUUAGCAAAAUGGAUAUUAGUCAAAGAGCAGACUGCAACAACAUGAGUGCGUAUGACUACCAAAGACAGACAUAUGUAUGGAAUUAUUUGGACGGCUCGCAACGAGGAGACAUGUGUGACAAGCCUAAGAUCCAAUCGCCAGUGGCGGAAUGCUACCCUGCCGCUGAGCUAGAUGAAAAUGAGACUUCACAGAUGAAAACACCUUCGAUUUACAAUUUAAGCAGGGAAAACGCACAGAGAUCAAUGGCUGUCACAAACUGGGGCUCGCCAAGCUACCCUCGCCAUGGCUUCUCUCAUUGCGAAGCAGCCAGGGGUUAUUCUGAAAAUGCGUCCCCUUCUUGCAUGUUCUCUGCCCCCAGAGUUCAUUACCAACACUACGUAAAUCACGCCAGAAGUCAAUUCGAAUGGAUACACGACCUGACGCAAGAUCCAACGAUGAGAAGUCGACCCUCUUUUACAUCCCAUCAAACGAGGGAACUGGAACGAGAGUUCACCAACUGCCAAUAUAUUUCAAGGCGGCGGCGGAUAGAGAUCGCCUACUCGUUGAAUUUGAGUGAAAAGCAGAUUAAAACCUGGUUUCAAAACAGACGGGUCAAAGAAAGGAAGACACGGAAACCCCCUGAAUCAAAGUAGGUUAGAAGUCAACUCGACGAAAGGCAAUGCAGGCAAAAUUGUAAACUUAAAAUUAUAGGACGCCUAUAUUGCUUAAUUUCACGUCAAAUAGCAAUUCUCGUUUUAAUCUUAUUGGUCAGAUGCUUCCUAUUGGUCAAAUUUUUUCGGCAUAAAACGCAACAAUUUUCAUUGAAGAAAACCACAUUGUUCUUGGUAAUUGCGAAAACAGUACAGUAAGCAAGCAUUUUAAUAUACAACUUAGACCUUGUAGAAAGGGAAUUUCGUGGAAAAAACUAACAAACUGCCUAACCUCAAAUUUUAUUUCACACACCAUCUAAAUCGACCAUGGAGAUUUCAAAUCUUAGAUUUGCACGGGAAAUUACUUGUUUUUGAUGACAUCAUCGAAAGUUUAUACAAAUUCUUUAAAAAUCAGCCAAAGACUUGACCAUUGCGCUUCCUAUUCAACAAAAUUUACUUCUGUCCUGUUAUUUUCUUCUAUUUAAACACCUUUAGGCUCACUUAUCCAUGAUUUCCAAUUACCUGUCAAGGAUUAUGACGUCAUAAAAUGAUGGUAGUGUCAUGCAAAAAAGCGAUUAGAAGUAAGAAAAAUAGUAAUUUUAUACAUUCUCAAAAGCACUGAAUAUGUGCUAUGCAAAUAUGGAACUUUGUUGACAAAAAUAUUUGCGAUAAGACAAUUAAUGUGGUUCAAAAUGAAUUUUCCAAACCAAAGUUGAUGACGUCAUCAAAAAAUUUGAAUUCUGUUCAAAAUAUUUUCCAUUCAAUCUUGGAUUUUGAAUCUGCAUAGUUUAUUUAAUGGAAAAAUGCAAUAAAAGUUGAGGCCGAGUCUUUGGCUGAUUUUCAAAAAAAUUGUAUCAAUUUAUGAAGACAAAAACAAGUAACUUCCGGUGUAAAAAUUUUUUGGCCCAUUUUGGAUUUGAAAUCUCCAUGGUCGAUUUAGUUGAUGUGUAAAAUAGAAUUUGAGGUUAGGAAGUUUGCUAGUUUUUUCUACAAAAUUCCCUGUUUAUUGUAUUCAAGUUAGAAUCCCCAAGAAAAACAAAAUGCUGUCAAAGACAGAAAAAGGAAGAAGUAGCAGAAGUAUGUUGGUUUGGUCUGGAUAAAUAGGGUAUUAAAGAUUGUCUGCAGCCUUAGUGUUGUAAUAAAAUGUCCGAUGUUGAAAUUCCUUAGCAACCAGUGAAGGUGACUAUGCUUGUAUAUGAAUUGUGCAUGCAACAAUUUUCAAAGACAGUGUCUGGAUUUUUCUGAAAAGGUCCACGCAAUGUGUUACGGAGAGCCCAGCAUCACAUAUUACCAGCUAUUUCAGAUUGUUAAUUUUCGCAGGACAUUCUAUACAAUGCAGUUCAUUUAAAAAUUAUUGAAAAUGCCAUUUUCGGAAGGUUCCGAUGUCAGUUUUUGUAGAAGUAACGAAUCUUCUUGUUUAUAAAGCUCAUGUUAUUAAAGUUGAAGCCAGCCGUACCAAGGGCAGAGUGACAAGGCUCCAAAAAGUUUUAGCCGAUUUCUGAACAAUAAAAACAACAAUAACAAUCACAGUUUUAAUGACGUCAUCAUGGGUCCCAGGCCCCGGCGAACCUCCGCGCGCCUGCCCGCAGCAAUGAUUCUAAAGGGUAUAAUAAAUUUGCACGAUGACCUAAGCGAAUGCCCUGUUAACCUGUUUGACAUGAAUAUGAGGGACCCGCUUGUGAAUUAUCGUUUGCUUUUGUAUAGCUAAAGACAAGUCGUUUUAGGCCAUCAAGCCUUUUUAAAGUUUUUAAUUUGGGGUUUUCUGUGCAGAACUGUUUGCAUUGCCUUAAUGAUAUUAUAACAGCGCCUGUAUGUUGUAUAUAACAAAAAUUAUGUUGAGCAUUGUUAUACUUUGGACUGUAAAGAAAUAAUUUUUUUUGCUUAUCAGUAAAAAGACCAUCUUUAAUGAUAAUCAUAUGCAUUUCAUCGACAAAUAGCGAUUAUUUAGAAAACAUCGAUCUCUUUAUGCGACACUGUUGUGUUUAUGUUAAUAUUUAAACUUGAAUGUAAUAUCGUAAAUUUGAAAUUUAGACUUGUUACUCACUGGUGUUCUACGUUUAACCCUCAUCUUCAUUCUGUUGUUAUAUUGUAAUACUUAUUACUUGAAGUAUGAUAUCGGGAACUCUUCAGAGAAAUUCUGUCAUAUCAAUAGCAGAAAUAAUCACGUUUUCUAGUAUAACGUGUUCAGUUUUGCCGUGAGACGGUAUGACAUAUCAGGGCCGACGAAACUGGGGGGCUGGGGCCAUGCCCCCCUUCCCCCACUUUUCUGCAGAGCUAAAGAAAAAUUUUAGGCAAAAGUGAAAAUUAAUAUAGUAUAUGAUUCUGUAAGUAACUUUGCCUAGUAUUCUCUUAAAU
Molecule: messenger RNA, 3101 nt
Organism: Rhopilema esculentum
Lineage: Eukaryota; Metazoa; Cnidaria; Scyphozoa; Rhizostomeae; Rhizostomatidae
Product: homeobox protein Hox-B5b
Biological process (GO): positive regulation of transcription by RNA polymerase II; neuron differentiation; central nervous system development
Cellular component (GO): nucleus
Molecular function (GO): RNA polymerase II cis-regulatory region sequence-specific DNA binding; DNA-binding transcription factor activity, RNA polymerase II-specific
Source: RefSeq, a predicted model, not a curated record